Messenger RNA from Polypterus senegalus (gray bichir), 2867 nucleotides. RefSeq names its product scaffold attachment factor B (gene safb). The transcript is spliced from 21 exons. The record is from RefSeq and is a predicted model, not a curated record. The coding region runs from base 157 to 2682 and encodes 841 amino acids. Gene Ontology annotation, molecular function: sequence-specific DNA binding; RNA binding. Lineage: Eukaryota; Metazoa; Chordata; Cladistia; Polypteriformes; Polypteridae. Gene Ontology annotation, cellular component: nucleus. Gene Ontology annotation, biological process: regulation of mRNA processing; regulation of transcription by RNA polymerase II.
CCUCACUUUUCUUAACUAGAGAGAAGGAGAGCGACGCCAUUUUGCGUUGGUGAACGUCGGCUCUAUAUCUCGCCAGUCAUACUUUUGGGGAGAUUUUUUAAGCAUACAAACACAAUUAUUUAAUUUUGCCACUUGUCCGACAGAAGUAUAUCCAGAAUGGCGGACGGUGCGUUAGAGUCUACCGUAUCUGGUGAAGGAGGUGAGGUGCGAAAGCUUUCAGAUAUGAGAGUUAUAGACCUGAAAAGUGAACUGAAAAAAAGAAAUCUCGACACCAACGGUAACAAGAGUGCAUUGCUGGAUCGACUACGAAAGGCUUUAGAGGAUGAGGGGGCAAAUCCGGAUGAGAUAGUCAUUACUCCGGACCCUGCUUCCAAAAAAACACCCAAGAGAACAAGCAAAGGUAGGAAAGUUGAGGAAGGUUCUGAAGAUAUUACUAUGGAGGAAGAUUCUGCAGACGGCCAGGAUGACAUUGAUGCAAGCAUUGACAACAUACAUGAUAUGGAUAUAAUGGAAAUGAGCGUACUGGAUGAAGCGGAGAUUGAUAACGGUAUUCCUGCAGAAUGUGAAGAAUAUGAUGCUGAUCGAACCUUGGACUCUGUAUCGGAAGGAGCUGAUGGGGCAUCUGAAAAGAUAAAAUUGCUAGAUUCACAAGCUGUGGUUGUGCCAAAGUCAGAUGAAAGCCUGGAGAAAGACAAUUCCAGUGCUGAUACUAAUGAAGACAAUCCAAAUGAAGGCUCUUCUGUGAACCCAGCCCAGUUAAAGAAGGGGUCAGCAGAUUCUUCUGGAGGUGCAGAAAAUGAAAAAGUAGCCGGGUCUUGUAAAUCUGAGCAACUUAACGAAGAACCACUGGAGCUACCGUCUGCUCAAGAUGCUACUACCUUGGAGGCAGAAGACGUUUCAUGCAAUGUUCAGGCAGACACUGUCGCGUGUGAAAGUGAAACUAAUGAUGCGGAAAAGAGUAACACUGAAUUUAAGGACACAGAACAAAAUAAUGAAAAAAUGGACACACAAACAAUUUCUGCGAAUAGCAAGAGCAACCAAGAUGAGAACGUUGUUAAACAAGAAGCGGGAAAAACUGAAGGGGAUACUGCAGAAUCAGAAGUGAUCAUAAAAGCAGACGAUGAAAUCAAGAAAGAAGCAGCGAAAACGGAAGACAGCCAGAAAACUGAGGACUUGGCCGCUACGAAAGAGCCCGUCUCUGAGGGCGCUGAUCAGAAGACGAGCCCUGGGAAUGAGGAAAAGCAUGGUAAGACUGCGACAAAAGAUGAUAAAGGCCAGACUAGUAGCUCUGGGAGGAAUUUGUGGGUUAGUGGACUGUCUUCAACCACAAGAGCAACUGACUUGAAGAAUCUCUUCAGCAAAUAUGGCAAGGUUAUUGGUGCUAAAGUUGUGACCAAUGCACGUAGUCCUGGUGCCCGCUGCUAUGGAUUUGUCACAAUGUCUUCAACUGAUGAAGCAACAAAAUGUAUUAGUCACCUUCAUAGAACAGAGCUGCAUGGGAGAAUGAUUUCGGUGGAAAGAGCAAAAAAUGAACCAGCAGGGAAAAAACCUUCAGAUUCUAAGAGAGACUCUAAAACUGGUGACAGACAUCAUUCAUCUGACUCAAAGUCUGAUGGUGCAAAGGAAGAAAAUGGUGAUAAAAAAGAGGAUGCUGCAGGAGAUAAAAAGGAAGGUAAUCGUGGUACUGAAAGAACUGUGGUAAUGGACAAAUCUAAAGGAGAACCAGUCAUAAGUGUCAAGACCAAAAGUAAAGACCGACAUAGCUCCAAAAGUCGUGAUCGCAAGUCCUCAAGCAAAGAUAAGAAGGACAUCCUGUCCUUUGAUCAGAUCAAAGAACAAAGAGAGAGAGAGAGGCAGCGGCAGCGGGAACGAGAGAUUCGGGAGGUGGAGAGGCGCAGACACUCUGGUGAUCGAGACAGAGAUAAUCAGAAGGAGCGGGAGCGUAUACGUCUCUUCCGUGAGAAAGAAGAGCGAGAACGACUGAUCAGACAGCGCAGAUGGUUGGAUAUAGAGAGGCAGCGCCUUGAUAGUGAAAGACGGGAACGUGAACGGCUAGAGAGAGAACGUGUUCGGAUAGAAUAUGAAAGACGGCGUGAGCAAGAACGUAUCCAACGGGAGAGAGAAGAGCUGAGAAGGCAGCAGGAGCAGCUGCGUUUUGAACAGGAGCGACGCCCAUUGAAGAGGCCUUAUGAUCUGGAUGGAAGGAGAGAAGACUGGCAUGAGAAAAGAUUGGCCCUUGAUGAUAGGUAUGGUCGAGGUCCUGAAUUUGGCCGCCCAGAGAGAUUCCAGGAUUUUGAUUACCGGGAUAGAGGCCGAUAUCAGGAGGACUUGCUUAUGAAUAGGAGAGAUGGGUCAAGAUCAAUUAUGGACAGGGAUGGACAGCACUUUUCUGAAGACCGCCCUGACCGUCACGGUCGUGAUUCUCGUGAUGGCUGGAACAGUGGAUUUGACAAGCGAGGGCUAAAUCAAAGAGAUGGCCGUGAUUGGACUGGGGAUCAUGGGAGAAAAAUGGAGGGAGAUCGUGGCUGGCAAGGAGACAGAGGCAUGCCUGGUCAUUCUGGACAGGGACCCAUGAAUCGAGGAGGAUUAGCUGGCCAUGGAGGCUAUAUGCAGGGCGGUGGUGGUUCUCAGAAUCUUUCUGGCCAGAUGAUGCAGGGUGGAGCAUUUGGAAGACGCUACUAAUUUUUUUUAUAUAUAUAUAUAUAUAUAAAUAAGAACCUGUAAUUUUUCCAAUAUGUGUGCACUUUUUUUUUUAUUGCUGUUGUCAGUUCGAGCCAUGUCAAUGGAAUUUUUUUUAUUAAAUGCUUCCUUUGUGAGGAGUGUUACGUAUGUAACUAAAUUAAACUUUUUGGUUUUUAAAUCUGUCA